Morone saxatilis (striped sea-bass) is the source of this 4282-nucleotide messenger RNA. Its product is annotated as cadherin-2-like. Gene Ontology annotation, cellular component: lamellipodium; adherens junction; plasma membrane. Gene Ontology annotation, molecular function: cadherin binding; calcium ion binding. Gene Ontology annotation, biological process: cell-cell junction assembly; regulation of synaptic transmission, glutamatergic; adherens junction organization. NCBI's taxonomy places the organism in Eukaryota, Metazoa, Chordata, Actinopteri, Moronidae. The record is from RefSeq and is a predicted model, not a curated record.
CUAGUCUCUAAAUGUCCAGGUUUUCCAGGGCGCGUGGGAACCCCUAGAACUUGAUUAUGUGUUUGGUACCAUCCACACUGUGUCUGUCCAUCCAUGAACUGUGUGAGCACGCAGUAGCUCUCCAUCUGUGUCCGUUAGAGGGCAGCAGUGAGGUGCGGAGGGGGCCGGCGUUGAGUCAGUCCCAGGCAGGCUGGAGUGCCGCUGAGCCGGGCAGAGCAGACAUACACAGAGGAGGGCUGGUGAGGGAGGAAGGAAGGCUGCCUCAUGCCGCCGGGGUUUACCGGGAAUUAAAAACAAAUCUGACGUCCAAACUCUGUCGCUUCUGGUAGGAGGAAUUACAACGCAGCAAAAAUGCAUCUAUUUGGGAUUGGGAUGCUGAUGGCGGCUCUGCAGGUUGUUGUUCUGGGUGGAGAAGCUGAUCCUUCGUUGUCAGGCAAGCAGGGGUUGUUGCCAUGCACAAGGGGCUUUACUCAGAAGGAAUACAUCAUCGAAAUGGACCAAGAGUUGGCAAAGGGACAUGCCGUCUUCAACGUGAGCUUCGUGGACUGCAGCGAAGGGAAGGUGUGGCUUGAGGUCGGAGAUUCUUCUGACUUCAGGGUGAGCGAGGAUGGCGUGGUCUACACCCUGCGGCACCUCAGCCUUGCGGUAAAGGAAAAAGCCCUGCUGGUGGUCUAUGCUCGAGACCUGCAGUCCAAACAGGUCUGGAAGACCAGAGUGCACAUCCACGUCCGUCCAAACGGCAACAGCGCACAACCUCAACAGGUAAAGCCCAGUGAUGCAACACUGACUCAGCGGGUACCAGAGAUCUUGUUUCCAUGGCACAGCGUGGUUGUCAGGGGGGAUGGCACUCUGAGGCGGGUGAAGAGGGACUGGGUCAUUCCGCCUAUCAACGUCCCUGAAAACUCACGAGGACAGUUCCCUGAGGACCUAGUCAGAAUCCGCUCAGACCGGGAUAAGAACCGGAUGCUUCGUUACAGUGUGACGGGCCCUGGGGCCGACCAGCCUCCGACCGGCAUCUUCAUAAUCAACCCAAUCUCAGGCCAGCUGUCCGUCACCAAGCCUCUGGACAGAGAGCACAUCUCCAACUUCCAUUUACGAGCCCACGCUGUGGACCUGAAUGGGAAUCAGGUGGAGAACCCCAUCGACAUCGUCAUCAACGUCAUCGACCAGAACGACAACAGACCAGAGUUUACGCACACCAUCUUUAACGGCUCUGUGCCAGAGGGAUCCAAGCCUGGAUCCUUUGUGAUGACAGUGACAGCAGUCGACAAGGAUGAUCCAAAAACUGCCAAUGGGAUGCUUCGAUACAAGAUCCUCUCCCAGAAUCCCCAGAGCCCCUCCUCCAACAUGUUCACCAUUAACAACAAGACUGGAAAGUCACCCAGUACACCUUGAUCAUCCAGGCUACAGACAUGGAGGGAAACCCCACCUACGGCCUGUCCAAUACAGCCACCACUCUUAUCAGGAUCACAGAUGUUAACGACAAUCCCCCUGAAUUCACCACGGACACAUUCUUCGGGGAGGUUCAUGAGAACAGAGUGAAUGUGAUCGUUGCUAACCUGACCGUGACGGACAAAGACCAGCCUCACACUCAAGCCUGGAGUGCUGUGUACCGCAUCAUCGCCGGCGACCCCACCGGACGCUUCUCCAUCCCCACCGACCCCACCACCAACGAGGGCCUGCUCACUGUGGUCAAGCCCAUAGAUUUUGAGCUGACCCGUUCCUUCAUGCUGACGGUGGAGGCAGAGAAUGAGGUAACGCUGGCUCGCGGCAUUCACCUGCCCCGUCAGUCUACCGCAACUGUCUCCAUUCGAAUCCUGGACAUCAACGAGAGCCCAGAGUUUAGUCCAAACCCCAAGUCUAUCAAACUGGAGGAGGGUCUGCCCGCUGGGUCUUUGCUCACCACCUUCACUGCCCAGGACCCAGACCGCUUCAUGAGACAAACUGUCCGGUAUCCCACCUGCCAGCGGGACAGGAACUCUACAGAUGUACCUGAUGGACAUAAACGACAAUGCACCUCACGUGUUCCCCCCUGAGGUGGAAAUGUGUGAAAAGCCAGAUCCCAAUGCCAUCAACAUCACAGCCAGUGACCCAGACCUGACCCCAAACGCUGGACCCUUCGCCUUCGAGCUGGCCAGUCGUCCAACAGACGUGCGCCGCAACUGGACACUGAGUCGCGUUAAUGGUGAGUACGCCCAGCUUCGACUACGAAUCCCCUCCCUGGCCAGCGGGAUCUACGAGAUUCCCAUCAUGAUCACAGACUCUGGCAACCUGCCCAUGUCCAACACGUCCUACCUGAGGGUCAAGGUCUGCCAGUGUGAUCACCAUGGAGACUGCGUGGACAUGGAGCGGAUCAUUGCUGCAGGACUGGGCACCGGUGCCAUCAUCGCCAUCCUCAUCUGUAUCAUCAUACUAUUAGUGCUGGUGCUGCUGUUUGUGAUGUGGAUGAAGCGGAGGGAUAAGGAGCGACAGGCCAAGCAGCUCCUCAUUGACCCAGAGGACGACGUUCGAGACAACAUCCUCAAAUAUGACGAGGAGGGAGGUGGAGAGGAGGACCAGGACUACGAUCUGAGUCAGCUGCAGCAGCCUGACGCCCUGGAGACAGAGUGUGUCAAGGUGGGGAUCAGACGUCUGGAUGAGAGGCCCCUCCAUCAUGACCACCAGUACCCCCUCCGCUCUGCCGCCCCACACCCAGGAGACAUAGGAGACUUCAUCCACGAGGGCCUGAAGGCAGCAGACAACGACCCCACUGCCCCCCCUUACGACUCCCUGCUCGUGUUCGACUACGAGGGCAGUGGCUCCACCGCCGGCUCCCUCAGCUCCCUGCACUCCUCCUCGAGCUGUGGAGACCAGGACUACGACUACCUCGGCGACUGGGGGCCGCGCUUCCGCAAGCUGGCCGACCUGUACGGCGGAGGGGACGAUUAGCACCCCGAGCCCCCACCGACAAGACCCACCCUACCCUUGCUCCAAGGCUCAGGUGUUGGGCGGGGGUUGUAAGGAAAGAGGAUGCGGGGUAAACAUGGGGUAUGGAUCGGCACUUCUGUAUUACCAAUGGGACAGCUUGUAAAGAGACUCGCUGCCCCUUGACGACGGUUGAUGACACUAGGGACCAUUCUGACUCCUGGCCUAGCAAGGCCUGGCACCGGCUAGCAUUCAGGCUAAUGGACAUUAUCAUCUGAGCGUUAGCCCCUCUGCUAACAAAAUGUGAGCAGCCAGGACAGUGCGCUCAGAGGAGAUGUUGUCUCUUUGAUGGUUAAGAGCUACGACAGCCAUGCUACAGACGCUCAUUUACACUUGAAUCUCACAGUACAGGAGCACUGGGGUCAAAUGUGCCUUUUUGUACAUUCUUUUUGAUUGUGUUAAGUCUCAAUUCUGUACAUUGCUUUAAACCUCCCAGUGUUGUUCAUUGGCAACUGGAGGGAGCACUUCGCCAUGAUAAUGAGUGUGUGUGUGUGUGUGUUUGGGUUAUACGUCAUUACCUUGUAUGUGUGUGAGUGUGUGUGAGUCAUUUCCACAGAGACACACUGGAUUGCAAAGCCUGCUAUGAGACACUUUGGAGGAUCCUACCAGCAAAUACACGGUUUUACUGUACAGCUUUGGGUGUUAAAGGUUUUCUCAUCUGAUUCGGUCAGAGAAUGACAACUACAAUCCCGACACAUGACGGUGUGUAGAUCUCAAUCAAUCACGGAGGUUAGCAGAGUCAAAUAUGCAUAUUUCGGUUUACCUACAGUAACCACACGUCCCAGUUUGUCCCAGUUUUAAGCUAAGUGUCCCAAGUCAGUUUUCACCAUAAUUAGAAUAAUGAUCAUAUUACACUUGUUUUUUUGCACUUGCAUAGACUGUUCUGUCCCUCUCCUAACCCAAUCUAAUACCAUAAACAAUGCACCACAAGUCUAAAUUCAACACUGAUUUGUCUCUAUAGUGUGCUAUGCUAGCUCUUUCUAAUAGAACCAGUCAGUAUGCUAACAGUUAGCUAUCAUGCUAUAGAGAGAGUCUAAAGAGCCCUCAGAGGCUUAAUCCUACCCGGCAGCAAAAAUGCUGCGUUCACGGCAUCCAUGGUUUGGAAAGGUUCGCUCGGUAGGAGUAGGAGAAAAUUGUCCCCCAUACUAAUGGAAAUGCCUAUGGUGCAUACAUGUGCACAUGUGGUACACUUUUAGCAGUGCAAUAUGUCAUUUCUGCCACUAGGGGGCCUCUCACAUUAAGAAUCCUUCAUCCGGUUAAAAAGCACCAAGAUCUAAACAGUGGAUGGUAAAAAUGUGGCUUCAAACUGGAUAAAAAG